Falco peregrinus (peregrine falcon) is the source of this 4874-nucleotide messenger RNA. It is a transcript of the gene SNAP23, whose product is annotated as synaptosome associated protein 23. Gene Ontology annotation, molecular function: SNAP receptor activity; syntaxin-1 binding. Gene Ontology annotation, biological process: synaptic vesicle fusion to presynaptic active zone membrane; exocytosis; synaptic vesicle priming. The coding region runs from base 3104 to 3733 and encodes 209 amino acids. The transcript has 8 exons. Gene Ontology annotation, cellular component: plasma membrane; synaptobrevin 2-SNAP-25-syntaxin-1a-complexin I complex. The record is from RefSeq and is a predicted model, not a curated record. NCBI's taxonomy places the organism in Eukaryota, Metazoa, Chordata, Aves, Falconiformes, Falconidae.
AUGAAUUUUUGAGUGCUUUGGGUAGCACAGCCCGAGUAUGCUGUAACUGUUGUAAAACAAGGAAGUAAUUUUUUGUUUUCCUAGAGCUAAUAAUCCUUAGAAUUGCUUUUCAGCUAGUGGUGAAGAAAAGCAGAUUCAAACUGCAUGUAAAUUGUCUACUAUAGAUUUCAUUAUCUUGGAAGUGUUUUAUAAGCCUCAGGAGGUUACUGGGAUUGAAAAACGGUUGAAAAGACUACGCAACCUCACUGUUGUUGUGGCUUUUGAAACUUGUUUAUGUUGGAAACUGAGUGUUGGCAUAAAUAGCUGGCAGCCAGUUUACAAGUAAUUCUGAAUGAAAAAAAACACUUGCAAGAAAAACCCUUAGUGGUUCAGUGGAGUAUCUUAGACCAAUGACAGAGACCACAAAGAAAGAUUUCAUGUUAAUUUUUUACUGUGUGGUCUGGGGAGACAGGUGGCAAAGAUGACUGUUGUUGCAGGCUGCAGAAAACAGUACUUUGAUCUUGAGGCUCUGUCAAUUCAGAUGCUUAAUUUUUUUUUCCCUCAAAGUUUUUAUAAUGUAUCUGUUGUCAGGGAAUCCCAGCCAGAGAGCUGCUGUUGGAUAAAAUGAGCCUGCUGCAGUAGUAUGCAGUAAUGGUGCUGCUGUUGCACUCAGUCUUAAGAAAAUUACAGCUUGGCAGGUGUUAGCUCUCAAUUCAGUAGCUGGGGUAGGGGCAGAACUCUGAUUAAAUACUUGUGACUGAUCCAGCUGAAAUGUGGUAAUGUGAGCAGCACUUUCCCCAAACAAAAGCUUGCACUGUACUCUCACAGGAUCACCCUACUGCUAAUGUAGCCGUAGCCAUAGUUCACAUCAGUCUGUGUCACCUUCCAGUUUUUUCAAGUUAGACCAAGAACCUACUAAGAUGCUUCAGCUGCUGUGUGAUUGUGUUGAUUAACCAAAUAAAGAUCUCUAAGCCAGUGAUUCUUUGAAUGGGUCUGGCACAAUGCUAAAACCAGCUCAAAAGUGCCUGUCAUGUCCCUUGUUUUCUUACAGGAAAUACCUCGAGGUUUUAAACAGUUCUGUUAAAUCACCUUUGCUGUGUGUUUUCCUCAGCCUUGUCCUACCCAAGUUUCACAUAAAGAGAGCGAAUGUAAGGCUUUUCAGGAGCCAUGAUUGAAUGUGUAGUAAAUGGAAAAAAGUCUGUGCAGACAAAUUUAUUUGCCUUACCUCAUUGUUCCUCUUGUCCAAAAGAUAGAAGUAACUUAAGUCUAAUCCAUCCUCAACUGGCUUGGACCAUAAUAUCCUAAUUUUAAUAUGCAUUAUAAUAGUGAGUUAGUAGGAUGGCUAAGCAUGAUAUGAAUAGUCUUAUGAAGACAUAACAUCUUAUCUAAAGCUUGUGGCUGGAAUUGCAAUUUCAAAGCACUCUUUCUGCCCCUGCAGUCUCCAAAAUAAAACACAGCAGAAAAGAGAGAUUCUUAUGAUUUGCAGGUCCUGUGUUCAUUACCUUGAUGCUCUUGUUUUUUUGAUGAAUCUUCCUUUUUAGGAUAGUGAUGAUGGCUGACAGUCAUAGUUAUGAUGAAUGUGUUAGUCUUCUACGUUUCCUGGUAGAAAAGUUUUAUGAGGCCCAUUACUUCAAGAAAAGGUAUUUUUGUAGCAAGCUUAGUUCUGCAUACUCUGUAGGUGCCACAUUUUCCUAUGCAAGAGGUAGAGGGGGAGUUGUGCUGAAAUAUGUUUAAUCCUUGCAGUUUGGUAACUGAGUACAUUCUGCAGAGAACUUCUUGAUAACAAAGUAAAUACAGCUGACAAACUUCCUUCUUUGAAGGAGUUCUACUUUAUAUGUAGACAUACUAGUUUCAUGUUUAAAACUUUCCACUUUAGAGAGAAAAUAAACUAAAAUAGCAGAUUAUUGUUGUAAUAUAAUUCUAAAGUCUCUUUGUCUUUUUUUUUUUACAUUGCGACUAGGAUUUUUAAAAUGGUAGGAGAGGGAAAGCCACUAGAUGUUGAGCAUUGAUAUUAAAAUAAAUGAUUGCCUUAGCGAAUCGUGCAUUAUAAUAAAAAUACAUGCCAGGAAUACUUUAGCUAUAUUGAAUAUUUUCUCCCUGAAUAUUUUGUCUUUAUUAAGGAAUCUUAAUACCUUGGAUAUAAAAUCAUGUUAUCAUAUGCCAUUAGCUUAAGAGCUGGAUACCUCAGUGGGUGCUUACGAUUCCUAGGCAGAAAGAUUAAUGCAUAUCCUUUAUGUAUGUAUGCUGUGUUCUGUUGGAAUAGUUGAGCUAUUAUUUCAAAACAAGGGGCCUCAUCUUGGGUGUUAUAACUUCUUCUUUAGAGAUAUCUUGCAAUGAAGGCACCUGCUAUAUGCAGCUAUUUCAAUUAGGCUUGCAACUAUCAAGUAUGUACUUCAGUCGUUGGGAACAGGCGUGUCAUUCCCUUGCCUCAAGAAACUGUGUAGUGUUGGCUGCAGUGUGGCUCUUCAGAAACUCGAUUACAGCCUCUGAGCUGGGAUUACAUCAUACAGCCAUCGGUUAUGCUUAUGCUGGUACGUGAACUCCUAGGUAGCCUGAACCCACAGCUGCAAAGGGAAGUGGGACACCAGGGCUGCUGAAAAAGAAAUCUGCAGCUCACUCUGGGAAUACAGCUGCAUUUCUGGCCCUAUUCUGCAAUUACAGUGGAAUUGUUGGGAAGCUGUUAUAUUCAGAGGGUGGGGACAUCUCAUCUUGCAGAGCAAAAGGGAUGUGAUAUGUUUUAUGGCUCCAAGCUGCAGGAGUACCUAACCAUAGCAACCAAAGUAGGGAAAGGCUGGCCAAGCCUGCAAUAAUUACAGUAACUGAGAUAUUGCUGCUUUGGUGCAACUAUAUAAUUGAAAACUUACCCUGUUUCUGAAUAUUAAAUAAAUGAGAUUUUCAUCCAAAGAACCAGCUUGAUAGCACUUUCCAGUGCAAAAAUAGCCCAUUUCCUCCCAGUCCUUGCUUUACUAGUCCUUAGCUGUGUAAACCAGCUUGAAGGGCAUUCUCAAAUUCAAAGUUAGGAUUGAGGUGCCCAAAAUAAACCUUAUGGAAGGAGCUUAAGGCUGUGAAUGAAAAGGGGGAAGAUUCUAUUUAACGUGACUACUUGAAGUAAUAGUUCCUCAUCAUGGCUGAACUAUCGCAUGAAGAAAUUCAGCUGAGGGCCAACCAGGUCACUGAUGAGUCUUUGGAAAGCACAAGGAGGAUUCUUGGCUUGGCCAUUGAGUCCCAGGAUGUUGGUAUCAAAACUAUUACCAUGCUGGAUGAACAGGGAGAACAACUCAAUCGCAUAGAAGAAGGUAUGGACCAGAUAAAUAAGGAUAUGAGAGAAGCUGAGAAGACACUGACAGAGCUCAACAAAUGUUGUGGGCUCUGUGUCUGUCCUUGUAACAGGACGAAGAACUUCGAGGCUAGCAAAGCAUACAGAGCAACCUGGGGAGAUGGAACGGAGAACUCUGCAGAUCAUGUGAUAUCCAUGCAACCAAGAAGUAUAAAUCAACAGCAGCCUCAGAACUCUGGAGGACCAAGUGGUGGAUAUAUUACCAGGAUAACAAAUGAUGCCAGAGAAGAUGAAAUGGAUGAAAAUCUUGCUCAAGUGGGAAAUAUUCUUGGGAAUUUGAAAAACAUGGCUUUGGAUAUGGGCAAUGAGAUUGAUGCCCAGAAUAAACAAAUAGACCGGAUAAAUGUAAAGGCCGAUACAAACAGGGAACGUAUUGAGCAAGCCAACAUCAGAGCCAAGAAACUAAUUGACAAUUAAAGCCUGCUGUCAUGGUUCAAUGACAUGGUCUCUCCAGCUGCAAGCCACCAUAUUCAUGGAUCUGUGAAACUUCUAUUCUGAAAUAAGAGGGGCUGGGAGAAAUGAAGCAGUACUCUUUCUAUAGGGAUUGAUUUUCUUUUACGUUUUUAUUGCUUCAUGUAAACAUGGCUGUGACUCCAAGAAAGCAGCCAAUGUAACUUCCUCCUACUCAUCUGCCUUCACGUUCUUUAAACUGCUCAGGGCUAAAAGGUUAUGGCUUUGAGAAUCUUUUUGCAUGCUUUAUUCCCCUCUCCCAUGUCUCUCUCUUUAUUUUUUUUUUCCUGCACCUAAAAUAUAGUCCUUCAUUGAAGAUGAACAAGCAGGGUAACCUGAAUUCACGGUUGUGGAAUGCUGGAGAGGGCACUAUGCACUGUUUGAAAUACCUCAUAAGUUGAGUGUCUUCACUAAAAUAGGGACUUGGUGAAUAUUGUCUGACUUGUAUCUCUAGCAGGCUAACCAUAGUUUUACAAUCCAAACCACAUAAUUGAUUUGGGAUUGAGUUUGUGGAUUACAGAAUUGAAGAGGCCCACUACUUAAAGGUUGAGGGUUUAAAACACUUCCUAACCACACAAACAUUAAAGGUAACUGAAGGGAUAGGCAGGUUGCCAUUUCUUUACUAUGAAUUGACGUUGAUUUGGAGGUCAUGACUAGGAAAUUGUGCUGCAUUGUUCUGAUAAUUGUUGUGUGUAUAUAUGCCUGAUCUAAACCCCCUGCACAUGUGAGUAGAAGAAAAUAAAACUAUCUCCUUGAAGUAUUUAUUUGAUGGAAAAUUUUAUGCCCCACGUUUAAAAGUUAACUCUUAGUGUUUGAAUGAUGCAUCUUCACUGGAAGAAACUGAAUAGAAAAGCAUGCAGCUUUCUCACAUCCCAUAUGAGACUCUGUUUUGGCCAGUUUUCGCUGGAGUUCAGAUUAUGCCUUUUUCCAGUGCAAAAUAAUGACUGAGAUGUGGUGCAGAGUUUGCUCUCAGUGGUGACUUUGGGGGAGCUUCUUAAACAUAUAGAAAACAGAAGCUUACUAUGAAACUUCUUUGUCACAAGUCUGGAGGAAGCAGAACCUAUUUAUGAACUGUAUGCUAGUUCUAAAUAAACUAGUUCUAAAUAGA